GUGAAACUAGGAGAAAACGUGUUCAUUUGUAAUUAUUUCUUACAUUACGGAUACAUUCUUAUUAAAAUUGUUAUUGUUAGAUGUAAAGAGUCCGUAUCCCGUGUGGAACACUAGGUUCAUAGAGAAUUUCGUAAAUAUAUUAGACUUUAGUCAAUAUGAUAUCGGCUAUCAUAGUAAAGACUGAGAACUACGAGACAGAAAAACAAACUGAGAUUGACCAUUCAGAAAAGCAUCAGGUAUCCUUAAACGAGCAUGUUAACAAGGAGAACAAAAACACAGUGAAUGAUGCUACACCAGUUCCAGAGACAAGUAAAGAUAGAAAGAAGCUUCGCAGUGGAAAGUAUAUAAGUACAGAUGUUACAAGUUUCCAAAGAGUCCAUGGAAAUGUCACCAAAAAUGCAACACCUCAACAAAAGACACAGUCUAAGAAACCUAUUAAAAGAAAAAGCAAUGUGGCUGAAGAAUUGGAAGCGAAGGCACCUAUGUUGGAGCUGAACGAAGAAAAACAAAUGAAUCAUAUUAAGUCUGAAAAUGAAUUGCAUCAGGAACAGAUAGAAUUAGGCGAUGACUCUGAGAACAACACUCUUAAAAAGAUUAAAAUAGAGAGUUGUAACGUAAAUGGAAAUGAACCCAAACCAAUGCAUCAGAAACCUGUUAGUGUUCACCAAAAGUGUGAAUAUUGUUGUCAGAAGUUAAAUAAUCCUGACUUAAAGAUAUAUCCAGGUCAUCCGAAUGGGGCAGUGGAAGAAAUCAUUGCAUUGACAGAUCCUAAAUUAUCUUUAUUCACAGGAGAAGAAGCCACAGUUUAUGAGGGCGAUGAGAGACCACAGAAUAAAUUAACUGACUUUUGCGUUUAUGACAAGAACGGGCAUUUGUGUGCUUUUGAUACUGGCCUGAUUGAAAAGAAUAUAGUACUUUAUUUUUCUGGUUACAUGAAACCUAUUUAUGAGGAAAAUGCAUGUCCAGCAGGAGGUGUGCCUACUAAAGAUAUGGGACCAAUAAACGAGUGGUGGGUGGCUGGUUUUGAUGGUGGUGAACUAGCACUUAUAGGAUUUACUACAGCAUUUGCAGAAUAUAUAUUGAUGGACCCCGCUGAAGCAUAUACACCAUUCAUGGAUUCAGUGAAAGAAAAGAUUUAUAUGAGCAAGAUAGUUAUAGAAUUGUUAUUGGACGAGGUUAAUCCUACUUAUGAAGAUUUAUUGAACAAGUUACAGACUAUAGUUCCACCAAAGGGAUUGUCCAGAUUUACAGAAGAUUCCUUAUUAAGAUAUGCUCAGUUUGUCUGUGAUCAAGUUAUUUCGUUUGAUGCAUCAGCAAGACCGGAAGAUCCUUUAUUAAUUACAAGUUCAUGUAUGCGUGCGUUAAUAACACUUGCAGGUGUAACGUUAAACAAAAGAAUUGCAUUGCGCAGAACACAGCCGAGAGACCAAAAGAAUAAGAAAAGUGUCUGGACAAAAGCUACAACUACAAAAUUAGUUAAUAAUAUGUUCGAAACAUUCUUCUCUGACCAAUUGGCCACAAACAAUGAAAAAGAAGUCUCUGGUCCUAAGAGGCAUAGAUGUGGAAUAUGUGAAACUUGCCAGCAACCUGAUUGUGGAGUAUGUUCUGCUUGUAAAGAUAUGAUCAAGUUCGGCGGAUCUGGAAAGAGUAAACAAGCUUGUAAUAGGAGAAGAUGCCCAAACAUGGCUAUUCAAGAAGCCAAUGAUUCAGAUCAAGAAGAUGAUGAGUUUAACGACGCAUUAAUAGAAAACACAAAAAUUACACAGAAAAUGAUUUUGAAAGAAUUCAAACACGUUGAAAAGGAAAUCACAUGGGUAGGGGAACCAGUUAUAGACGAUGGACGAAGAACAUUUUAUAAAUCGGUUAUGGUUAUCGAUGAAGAGAUAAAAAUAAAUGAUUACGUACUGAUCGAAUCGAAUGAUCCUACCGUACCACUACAAAUAGCUAAAGUCAUGUAUAUGUGGGAAGAUAAGAACGGGGCGAAAUUGUGCCACGCGAAUUGGUUCAGAAGAGGCAGUGAUACAGUGCUUGGAGAAACAUCAGAUCCAUUGGAAUUAUUCGUACUCGACGAAUGCGACAAUGUACCAUUUACGUCAGUGAAAUCUAAAGCUACCGUUAUUUAUAAAGCCAGUCCAAAGAAUUGGAGUGAAUUAGGAAAUGCAGACUUAUUACCAGAAGAUAAAAUACAAAAUAAAGAUGGAAGGACUUACUUUUACCAAAAACGGUAUACCCCUGAAACAGCUCGUUUCGAAGAUCCCUCUCCGGAUCCUGCCUGUCAACGGAAAGAAGUUAGUCAUCGAUUUUGCCCUGCUUGUGUGCGUUUCACAAUGUUACAGUGUUAUUAUACACCAAAGGUCUUCGAUAAAGAAGAAGAGAAAAACAGCAAGGAAGUGACAUAUGCUGUUAUAAAAUACAAAGGUGAAGAAUUCAGAGUUGGUUCUGCCGUAUUUUUAUCACCUGGAGCUUUGAAAUACAAAUACACAUCUACAUAUCACAGUAUUUCAAAGACAAAGAAAGGAAAGGUAGAUGAGGAUAUGUAUCCCGAAUACUACAGAAAGUCUUCAGAUCAUGUGAAGGGAUCAAACUACGAUACGCCUGAACCAUUUCAUAUUGGUUACAUUAACGCAAUAUACGCGAAAACUAAUAACAAAUUAGUUGCUUCGUCAGAUAUAUGGAUUAAGAUAAAUAAAAUGUAUCGACCAGAGAAUACACACAAAGGACUUACGCUAAUGCAACAGGUUGAUCUGAACAUGGUGUAUUGGAGUGAUGAAGUUUGCGAUGUAAAGUUUUCUGAAGUAACAGGUAAAUGUUACCUGGCAUAUUCAGAGAACUUGGAUCAGUCUGAACAGGAGUGGACGGUAGGUGGUCCAAAUCGUUUUUAUUUUUCUCAAGCUUAUAACGCUUCCGAAAAGGCAUUCGUUGAUCCACCAAAUCACGCUAUGGGUAUCGGUAAACCUGGAAAGGGAAAGGGGAAAUCAAAGUGCAAAAAUAAGAAUUUUGAGAACAGAGACGCUAAGAAGACAAUUGAUAAAGCAAUAGAUUAUUAUGUUGUUCCCGAAAAAUUGAAAACAUUAGAUGUAUUUGCUGGCUGUGGUGGAUUGUCUGAGGGAUUACGACAAGCUGGUAUCGUAGACAAUCGUUGGGCAAUUGAAAGAGAAGAAUCGGCUGCAUGCGCGUAUCGACUCAAUAAUCCUAAUACAACUGUAUUUUGCGAGGAUUGCAAUGUACUUCUGCGAAAAGUUAUGAAUGGUGAUGUUUGCGAUGAUAGUGGUCAACGUUUACCUCAAAAAGGGGAAGUAGAAUUAUUAUGCGGUGGACCACCAUGCCAAGGUUUUAGCGGCAUGAACCGUUUUAAUUCACGACAGUAUUCGUUAUUUAAGAACUCCUUGGUAGUUUCGUGUUUGUCUUAUUGUGAUUAUUAUAGACCAAAAUACUUUAUCAUGGAAAAUGUUCGAAACUUUGUUUCCUUUAAGAGAAGUAUGGUACUAAAAUUGACAUUGAGAUGUCUCGUACAAAUGGGUUACCAAUGUACAUUUGGUAUUCUGCAAGCUGGAAACUAUGGUAUUCCCCAAACUAGAAGAAGACUAAUAAUAUUAGCUGCUGCACCUGGAGAAACACUGCCAAAAUACCCGGAACCAACCCAUGUGUUCAGCAAACGGGCAUGUCAAUUAAGCGUUAUUGUUGAUAAUAAAAAGUAUUCAUCUAAUUGUGAUUGGACUCAGUCGGCACCGUAUAGAACGAUCAGUGUCCGCGACGCUAUGUCUGAUUUACCUAAUAUUCGAAACGGUUGGAAUAAGGAAGACAUGGCCUAUGGAGAUGAACCAAUCUCUCACUUUCAAAGAAAAGUAAGGCCGAAAGAAUCCGAUGCUAUACUACGAGAUCACAUUUGCAAAGACAUGGCCCCUCUAGUCGAGGCGCGAAUAGCACACAUUCCAACCGCAAGUGGAUCUGAUUGGCGAGAUUUACCAAACAUUGCGGUACGUUUGAGUGAUGGGACGUUCUCGAAGAAGCUAGAAUAUACUUAUCACGAUAAAAAGACUGGUAAGAGUUCCACUGGAGCAUUUCGUGGUGUAUGCAGCUGUUGUGCAGGCAAACCUUGCGACUCAAUGGAUAGACAGUACAAUACUUUAAUUCCAUGGUGUUUACCUCAUACCGGAAAUCGUCAUAAUCACUGGGCGGGAUUAUACGGUAGAUUAGAGUGGGAUGGAUUCUUCGGUACAACCAUUACCAAUCCUGAACCUAUGGGCAAACAAGGUCGUGUUUUACAUCCGGAACAAACCAGAGUUGUAAGCGUGAGAGAAUGCGCUAGAUCACAAGGCUUUCCUGAUUCGUUCCGCUUUUAUGGAAACAUACUUGACAAGCAUCGCCAAAUCGGCAACGCCGUCCCGCCGCCAUUAGGCGCUGCUCUUGGUUUUGAAAUUAGAAAAUGCUUAGCAACCGAGAACAACGAGCAAUUAGAGAAAAAGCUAGAUUUCAGCGACUGAUAACAAUGUUAAAAGCAAUGAUAUUUAUGACGGACUAUUCUAUUGAAUCUUAACGGUAGCACAAUAUGUUAUAGAUGUCUUUUCUUUUUUUUAUCUCGGUACAUGAAUUUACCAAUAUGUGUCCAUUAAGAGUAUGUAGAUGCUUCCUUAUACCAUUUACGUAACCAAAAGUAUUAUGGGAUGGUGCAACAUUUAUUUUCAUGUGCAGCACUCAACAGCGAGAAUCAGUAUUUUAAAUUGCUUUUAAAAUAUUGAACACAUACGUACACAUGUAUGUACUUGUCGGGAACUAUUACAUGGGAGAACUCGUUCGUAACAAUUAUUAUACUAUAUGUAUAUAUUGUACCUUUUUACAGUUGUGUUAAAAAUAAAAUUGUUUAUCGACAUAGUUUUAGAAGAGAGAUAAUG
Dufourea novaeangliae is the source of this 4892-nucleotide messenger RNA. Its product is annotated as DNA (cytosine-5)-methyltransferase PliMCI-like. Gene Ontology annotation, molecular function: zinc ion binding; chromatin binding; DNA (cytosine-5-)-methyltransferase activity. The transcript is spliced from 15 exons. The record is from RefSeq and is a predicted model, not a curated record. Gene Ontology annotation, cellular component: nucleus. Lineage: Eukaryota; Metazoa; Arthropoda; Insecta; Hymenoptera; Halictidae. Bases 156 to 4484 code for a protein of 1442 amino acids.